UUGAAACGGUCUAGUAAUAAUAAUUUCUGUAGUAUCAACAAAAGAAGUUUUUAGAACUCGCGCGUCAUAGUGUAAACAAAGAGUUUCCGCUCGGUCGGUAAAGCAGAUCGGAAAGUUAAACAAAAGAUGGCAGCAGAGUGGCGACGGCAGCGCCGCGCGCGGCGAGACGAUGCAGACGCCAGUCAACAUGGCGGCCGCCUGAGCCAGCGCGGCCGGAGCGCGCCUCGAGCAGAGAUGUCCGCGUCCGCGCCCCACGCCCACGGGCGCACCCCCGUGCGGCGCAGGGGGCACCAACACCACCCGCGGCUCCGGGGCGAUCGCGCGCCCGCCCCCACAAACGCGAACACUGAUCCGUCCAAACAAGUGACCUUACACAGUCAAACAGACGAUGUUGUGCCUUGUGUCAAUAGUGUUAGUGAAUCUCAACAAGUGACAAGGACGAACGGUGACGAUACACUUUCGAAUCGAAACGUAAUACAGGAAUUUUCGAAUAUUGACGAUGAAGACGAAUUUGAUAAAAUAAUAGCGAGCGUAGAAUUGCGCGAUAGUUCGGACGAUGAUUUUUCUAAUAAAGAAGAGAGGUCGGCGGGAGACGGUGCAGAGGUCCCCGCGCUCACGGAUGCGUCAGACGAUGAUCCGGAGACAGCGGAGCUGGCCCGGCUGCGGUGCACCAGCGUGUGCACGGAGGUGUUGGCGGAGCGAGAGAGCCGUAGGCGGCGGCGCUGCGCCGACUACCCGGGCCUGGCCUUCGGCAGCUCAAUAUUCUCAUCGGAUACGAUGAUGAAAUUUUCGAUCAUCAAGAAUGAACUGCAGAAUAUCAAGAACACAGCUUUGAAAAGGGCUGAGUCCGAGGUUGCCGCCCUCAACCGACGCAUCCAACUGCUGGAGGAGGACCUCGAGAGGUCCGAGGAGCGUCUCGCCACCGCCACCGCCAAGCUCGCGGAGGCCAGCCAGGCCGCCGAUGAGUCCGAACGAAUACGCAAGGCGCUGGAGAACCGAACCAACAUGGAGGAUGAUCGCGUCGCCAUCUUGGAAGCGCAGCUGGCGCAGGCAAAGCUCAUCGCCGAGGAGUCGGACAAAAAAUACGAAGAGGUGGCGCGCAAGCUCGUUAUGAUGGAGCAGGACCUCGAACGCGCCGAGGAGCGGGCCGAUCAGAGCGAUAGCAAAAUCGUCGAGCUUGAGGAGGAGCUCCGCGUUGUCGGUAACAACCUGAAGUCCCUGGAGGUCUCCGAGGAGAAGGCUACGCAAAGGGAAGAGACGUUCGAGGGGCAGGUCAAACUUCUGGACGCACAACUGAGAGAGGCUGAAGCCCGCGCUGAGUUCGCUGAGCGCUCUGUGCAGAAACUCCAAAAGGAGGUCGACAGGCUCGAAGAUGAGGUGAUCAACGAGAGCGAGCGCGUCAACGACAUGGGGCUCGACCUCGACGACUCCUUCGUGGAGAUCAUUCCCGGCGUGGACCCCUCCGAGCGGCAGAUGGUCGCCAUCCGCGCCGAGCGCGCGCGCAUCGCCGAGGCGAAGCGCAAGGAGGAGGAGCGCAUCGCCGAGGCGAAGCGCAAGGAGGAGGAGCGCCUCGCCGAGAUCGCGCGCCAGGAGGCCGCCAAGCGCGCCGCCGAGGAGGCCGCCGCGGCCGCGGCCGCCGCCGCCGAGGAGGACCGCAUCCGCCUCAUGGAGGAGGCCAGGAUAGCCGCGGAGCUCGCCGACGUCGAGCUCCAGGCCCGGCUGGCCGCGGAGCGCCAGCGCAAAGCGGAGGAGGCAGCUUUCCAGGCGGCGGCGCUGUCGCAGGAGGGAAUUUUCGAGCGCGAGGGCUCCGUGUCCCAUCUCACGCAGACGACGGAGGAGGAUCUCGAGGCCGCUAAGGCCGCGGCGGAGGCGGCGGCGUUGGCUGCCGCUAACGCGCCUCCCCCGGCCCCAGCCGCUGCUCCGGCUGAAGGCGCCGCGCCGCCCGCCGACGGCGCCGCCCCCGCUGAGGGCGCCCCGCCCGCCGAAGGCGCCCCGCCCGCAGGUGCCCCCGCCGCGGCCCCAGCCGAAGCCGCGCCACCAUCAUAAAAAAAAUCACCUCAAAAUAUACGCCUCGGAUCUAUAUAACCAAAACUGCGGCGUAGCAAUUAUAAUGUGAAUUCUAUUUUUUAUCGUCAAAUUAAACGAAAAACGAGCUAUAGCUGAUGGAAUAGUAUUUCAAUUAGGUUUAGUGUCCGUGUUGCAUGCGCGUGCCACUGACGACCGUGGGCUGACCGCGUCGGUUUGUGCAGACGACCUGAUAUCGGGCAAGGAGAUGUUCCACGAGAUCGGAGGGGAGCUGGACCACGCGUUCAACGACCUCGGCCUGCAGGCCCCGCCGCCCGUACAUGGGCCUCUUCACGCCAUCCCCCCGGCCACAUGCGAGCUGUGCACUUGCUGCCAUUGAUCUGCUGCCGAACCGCUUCCUCAUACGCAUUUAAAGCCUAUAAACCUUACAUACCCAUAUAAUUAUCAAACGCUUCUACUAAAUUCUAAAACCGCAUGACCGAUUGACUUUCGAGCGAAACGCUUGAGGUAACAGCAAGACCGGCGCAUGGCUUCGGAAUAAACAGGAUCACGACAUACGAGCUCGUCGCCGAGAAGGAGAAAUACAAGGACAUCGGAGACGACCUGGACACCGCGUUCGUGGAACUUAUCCUCAAGGAAUAAACGAGCACUGCCGAGUCUGGCCUGGCAACACCAUCUGCCCGCGAUUCAAACUAUCUGUAUAAACGUAUCUUAAUUUAUAUUUUAUACUCCUGAUUUUAAAGUAUUACAAACCAUAGGUUUAUGGCGGUAUUUAUUUUCGUUUAAUUUAAUAAAUAAUUUAUUAAUUA
Molecule: messenger RNA, 2834 nt
Organism: Cydia splendana
Lineage: Eukaryota; Metazoa; Arthropoda; Insecta; Lepidoptera; Tortricidae
Gene: Tm1
Product: tropomyosin-2
Exons: 9
Coding region: 127-2046 (639 amino acids)
Biological process (GO): muscle contraction; actin filament organization
Cellular component (GO): actin filament
Molecular function (GO): actin filament binding
Source: RefSeq, a predicted model, not a curated record